GCGACCACGCAGUCUCGUUGCCCGUCGCCGUCGGCCGUCGCGUCGCGUUGCUCUGCCGCAUAUCAGAAGCAGGUUUACAUGGCAUUUUUUCUUCUGUGAUUUUUCUGCCCUAACGAUGAUGCAGGAGCAAGGUCAACGUCAGUGCAUCACCCGCUUCCAGUUCCAGGCUUCCAGCACUCCCUCCGGGCUCCGGUUUAAAGCCUUUCUCCCUCUGCUCGUUCCCUCCACCGCCCAAGCCGCCUCACGUGCCUCGCGCGCUUCCACCAGCUGCACCGUGCACCGGCCUGUCGCCGGCUCGCCGCAGCGCGUCGUCUCGAAGCACAGGCGCCAGCGCCCACCCAUGGCCUCGUCACGGCACGCUCUGCCGCUGCUCCUCCUCUUCCUCCUCGCAGCCGUGGUGGCGGCGGCGGCGGGGGAGCUCACCACGGCCCUCCACGCGCGCAUGGCGGCGGAGUGGGCGUGGUCGGCGGCGGGGGCGUCCGACGACGACUCGUGCUGGGGCUCCCCGGAGGAGUGCCCCGUCGUGUUCGACGUGGACGCCGAGGGCGGCGCCGGCGUCGUCGGCGCCGCGGCGAGGGCCCGGUUGCGGCUGCAGGAGGCGGCGUACUACGACGUGAACACCGCGGCGGACCUGUUGCCGACGGCGCAGCACAUCAGCUACGGCGCGCUGAUUCGGGACUCGGUGCCGUGCUCCAUCCCCGGCGCGUCCUACUACAACUGCCAGCCGGGCGCCGAGGCCAACUCCUACACGCGCGGCUGCUCCGAGAUCGCCCAGUGCCGCGGCUAGCUCCUCCGCCUACCUCGCCGUCUCCUGCUGCCGCGGCCGUCGCUCUCCUCCUCUCUCUGGUCAUCUGCUUGAUGGCCUCGUUGCCUCCAAGGGAAGAAACUGGGAGAGAUUUGUAGUACCCCCUGCUGAUAC
Messenger RNA from Panicum hallii, 919 nucleotides. RefSeq names its product rapid alkalinization factor 23-like. The transcript has a single exon. NCBI's taxonomy places the organism in Eukaryota, Viridiplantae, Streptophyta, Magnoliopsida, Poales, Poaceae. Bases 116 to 787 code for a protein of 223 amino acids. The record is from RefSeq and is a predicted model, not a curated record.